GAGGUGGGACUGGAUCGUGUUUGUUUUGGUUGUUGGGGGGCCUUGUUCAGUUCUGUUGUCGUUGCUGCUCAGGUGUGGCAAAGUUCAGUUGGGACAAACAGGAUCUGACAGAAUGAGGGGCGAGCAAGAAGCAAGUUCCGUGAGCGAAUUGGUAAAGUACCAGAAUCGGGUAAAUGUUGUAUUAUGGAUAGACGGAUGCGGCGCGUGUGUAUGGAUAACUGCCGUCGUAGGAAACCUUGAUCGAGUGGACCAGCGACUAAAUUGCGAUGGAUAACCUAUUGGAAAAAUGCACGAAUCUGCUGCUGUUUCUUUCCUAAUGUCGAAAGGGA
Messenger RNA from Neurospora tetrasperma FGSC 2508, 329 nucleotides. RefSeq lists its product as uncharacterized. Bases 113 to 274 code for a protein of 53 amino acids. The transcript has a single exon. The record is from RefSeq and is a predicted model, not a curated record. NCBI's taxonomy places the organism in Eukaryota, Fungi, Ascomycota, Sordariomycetes, Sordariales, Sordariaceae.